Molecule: messenger RNA, 2515 nt
Organism: Phalacrocorax carbo (great cormorant)
Lineage: Eukaryota; Metazoa; Chordata; Aves; Suliformes; Phalacrocoracidae
Source: RefSeq, a predicted model, not a curated record
GGCUGUCAAUCCGCGGCCGAGCGAGCCGCGCUCCCCGGCGAGCUGCCCCCGAGGUCUGAUCCCGGCGCCGCGGCCGGCGGCGGGGGGAGGCGGCGUCGCGGGGAACAAAGUUUGCAGCACUCGGGCGCUCGGCGGUCGCGUCCUCGGCGCCGGUGCCGGGGAGCAGCGGGCGGGCGCCGCGCCGCGCCGCGCCUCGCCUCGCCUCGCCUCGCCGGGCUGCCGUCGGCACUGCUAUCGCAAAGUUUCAGCUAUUUUAAUGCGCUCGAUUCCAGGAUUCUAAUUAUCAGCCCCCCUCCCCCCCCCCCGCCCCCCACCUCUCCUUCUAGGAUUUUUGGAGCUAUAUGGAGGGAUCUCAGGAUGGUGUGCACCAGGAAAACCAAAACUUUAGUGUCCACUUGCGUGAUUUUGAGCGGAAUGACUAACAUCGUCUGCCUGCUGUACGUGGGCUGGGUCACCAACUACAUUGCCAGUGUUUAUGUGAAAGUGCAGGAGCCGAUCUCAGAAAAAAAGUUAGAGGAAGACAAAGGGGACACUUUAAGGAUUAUAGAAAGGCUGGACCAUUUGGAAAAUGUCAUCAAGCAGCACAUCCAAGAAGCUCCACCAAAACUGGAAGAAAAUCCUGCUGAAGCGUUCACUGACUCAUCUCUCUUUGCUCACUGGGGCCAGGAUCUCAGUCCUGAAAACAGACGUAUUGCACUUAAACAAUUCCAGUAUUACGGCUACAACGCUUACCUGAGCGAUCGCUUGCCACUGGACAGGCCCCUGCCUGACCUUAGGCCUAACGGGUGCAGAAACCUGACAUUUCCUGACAGGCUUCCUGAGGUCAGCAUUGUAUUCAUAUUUGUUAAUGAAGCUCUCUCAGUGAUUCUGCGCUCCAUUCAUUCAGCCAUUGACCGGACUCCUGCUCACCUGCUCAAAGAGAUUAUUUUAGUUGAUGAUAACAGUAAUAAUGAAGAACUCAAGGAGAAACUAAAGAAGUAUGUUGAUGAAGUGAAUGCCCGUAAGCCUGGUUUCAUCAAGGUUGUUCGACACAGCAAACAAGAGGGGCUGAUUCGAUCCCGAGUUAGUGGAUGGAGAGUAGCCACCGCACCAGUAGUUGCUCUCUUUGAUGCCCAUGUGGAAUUCAAUGUGGGAUGGGCUGAACCGGUGCUUACUAGGAUAAAAGAAAACAGAAAAAGAGUAAUUUCUCCAUCUUUUGAUAACAUUAAGUAUGAUAAUUUUGAAAUAGAGGAGUAUCCCCUCUCAGCACAGGGAUUCGACUGGGAACUGUGGUGCCGAUAUCUGAACCCUCCUAAGUCAUGGUGGAAACUGGAGAACACAACUGCUCCAAUAAGAAGUCCUGCAUUGAUUGGAUGCUUCAUAGUAGAUAGAGAAUAUUUCCAAGAGAUCGGUCUACUGGAUGAAGGCAUGGAGGUAUAUGGAGGAGAGAAUGUGGAGCUCGGAAUCAGAGUGUGGCAGUGUGGAGGAAGUGUUGAGGUUCUGCCUUGUUCUAGGAUCGCCCACAUUGAAAGAGCACAUAAACCAUACACAGAAGAUCUAACUGCUCAUGUCCGGAGAAAUGCAUUAAGGGUGGCUGAAGUCUGGAUGGAUGAAUUUAAGAGCCAUGUUUAUAUGGCAUGGAACAUACCCCAGGAGGACUCCGGAAUUGAUAUUGGUGAUAUUUCUGAGAGGAAGGCCCUGAGGAAAAAGCUCCAGUGCAAGACCUUUAGAUGGUAUCUUGUCAGUGUGUAUCCAGAAAUGAGAAUGUAUUCAGAUACUGUCGCCUAUGGGGUGCUGCAGAAUUCCCUGAAAAGUGAUUUGUGCCUUGAUCAAGGGCCGGACACAGAGAAUAUCCCAAUCAUGUAUAUCUGCCAUGGAAUGACACCACAGAAUGUUUAUUACACAAGCAAUCAGCAGCUCCAUGUGGGUGUUCUGAGUCCCACUAUCGACGACGAUGACAACAGAUGCCUGGUGGAUGUGAACAGCAGGCCCAGGCUCAUUGAAUGCAAUUAUGCCAAAGCCAAGAGAAUGAAGCUUUACUGGCAGUUUACUCAGGGCGGACCAAUCCAGAACCGAAAAUCCAAGCGCUGCCUGGAAUUGCAGGAAAACAAUGAAAAUGAAUUUGGAUUUCAACUCGUCCUUCAGAAAUGCACUGGACAACGCUGGUCUAUAACAAAUGUCCUGAAAAGCUUGUCAUCAUAGCAGACUAAAUUUUUUACCCAUUUCUUUUGCUACUGUGUAGCAAAUAUUGCGUUGUUGCCUGCUGUACUGUAUUCCUCUCGUCCCCCCACCCCCCUGGUUCCUCCUCUCCUCUUUUUUGUCCCUUUGAUUUUAUUUUGUGAGUGUGUGGAAAUCGGGUUUGUGGGCUGAAAAUAAGACGUUUUUAUUUCACAAUGACGUUUUCAUGGCAUUUAUAGAGACACUGAAUGACAGGUGAUGGGUAGGCUAUCCUAAAAUAUUUUACAACUGUAAAUAGGAAACAAAUGGAGAAUAUUUAUAACUCAAACUUUUAUUGAAUAAAAAAGUCCAAACACUA